Messenger RNA from Jaculus jaculus (lesser Egyptian jerboa), 958 nucleotides. It is a transcript of the gene Arl2, whose product is annotated as ADP ribosylation factor like GTPase 2. Gene Ontology annotation, cellular component: microtubule cytoskeleton; cytoplasm. Gene Ontology annotation, biological process: protein folding. The transcript is spliced from 5 exons. The coding region runs from base 94 to 648 and encodes 184 amino acids. The record is from RefSeq and is a predicted model, not a curated record. NCBI's taxonomy places the organism in Eukaryota, Metazoa, Chordata, Mammalia, Rodentia, Dipodidae. Gene Ontology annotation, molecular function: GTP binding; GTPase activity.
AGGGCGGGACCUAACGACCAGCUGGCCAAUCGGAACAGGGAGCGGGGUCCCGGGACUAAGAAGAAACGACUGCCGGGAGGGGGCUACGGGGCCAUGGGGCUUCUGACCAUUCUGAAGAAGAUGAAGCAGAAAGAGCGAGAGCUGCGCCUGCUUAUGCUCGGCCUGGACAAUGCUGGCAAAACAACUAUCCUGAAGAAGUUCAACGGGGAAGAUGUAGACACCAUCUCCCCAACACUGGGCUUCAACAUCAAGACCCUGGAGCACCGAGGAUUCAAGUUGAAUAUCUGGGACGUGGGCGGCCAGAAGUCCUUGCGCUCCUAUUGGAGGAACUACUUUGAGAGCACUGAUGGCCUUAUCUGGGUGGUGGACAGUGCCGACCGUCAGCGGCUGCAGGACUGCCAGCGGGAGCUGCAGAGCCUGCUUGUGGAGGAGCGUCUGGCUGGAGCAACCCUUCUCAUCUUUGCCAACAAGCAGGACUUGCCGGGAGCGCUGUCCUCCAGUGCCAUUCAGGAGGCCCUAGAGCUGGCUUCCAUCCGUAGCCACCACUGGCGGAUCCAGGGCUGCAGUGCUGUCACCGGGGAGGACCUGCUGCCUGGUAUUGACUGGCUCCUGGAUGACAUUUCCAGUCGCGUCUUCACCAUUGACUGAGCCUCUGCGAUGUCCCCCAGCCUGCAGUCCAGAUCCCCGGCCUUCACCAGACACCAGCUAGGAGGGAGGGAUGUCAGCUGGCCAGACUAACACUCCCCAUAGCCGUGACCUGUGCUGCUACUGCUACCCAUUGCUGCUCCCCCAGGCAAGGGCCAGUACCCCAGCUUCCAAGACUGUCACCCUGCCUCCCUGUGUGGUCUGCAGGUGCCAUAUGAAGAGGAGAGGGCUGGGCUGGGAGGGGUUACCUGCUUUACUGAGGCCCUGGGUGCCUCCUCUGCCUGGGAGGGAGAAUAAAACCCUCUGCCUGGUU